ACCCGCGUGCGUUCAGUGUCGGUCUUUUCACCUUCUAUUCCCGUCCGAAGACGUUCGGACCGUCAGCGGAGCUUAGUGUGUCUAAAAAAGGUCCACUGCUCUAAGUAGUCUGGUCCGCUGCGUACUGUACUCACGGUAGCAGCCAUUUGAUAAGCUGAGUAGUGGCCGAGGGGGAAACAGAUGCUACCGGAUACACGAGACGGUAUCGCGCACCGGACAACCGGCAGCUGGCCUUUCCAUGUUCGGUGAAACAGGAUGGUGGAGUAAUGAGAGCGAGACUCUAAAGGAGGGCAGAGGAGCACACUGGAAGACAAGUCGGAAGCGAGGCAAGCAUGCUUGAGUCAAAUACGGACACGGGAGGUGCAGCGCUGACACCUGACGGGGAUGCUGGGAUGGAGGGCGGAGACCUGAGAGCAGAGGUGGUCCGUCUGACUCUGGAGCUCCAGGAGGCCACAGAGGAGAAGCUGCAGGCCGCCCGCUACGGCCUAGUAGUGCUAGAGGAGAGUUCGGCUCUCAAGGUCAAAAAUCAGCAGUUAGAAGAGGAGCAUGAAGCCCUCAAAGCGGAGUUGCAGCACCUCAAAGAGGCGUUUGCAGAUUCUGUGAGUAGCCAGAAGCGUGCAGUCGCUGAUGGAGAGUGCCGAGAGGAAAGUCUGCUACAGGAGACGGCAUCUAAGGAGGCUGCCAUGGCAACCCGCUUGGAAGAAGUCCAGGGAGAACUAAAGCAAGCACGACUUGCUUUGGGCAAUUCCAACGCAGAGAUUGACAGACUUGGGGUUGUCUCAACUCAGCUAAAGAAGGACUGUGAGUGUCUGGAGGCAGAGAAAGGGCACUUGAGAGAUGAAAUGAAGGAAUUUAAAGUGCGUGAGCUGCGCCAGUUGCAGGACAAUGGUGAGCUCGAAGAAGAGAACAUAUCUCUUCAAAAACAAGUGUCUGUGCUCAAGGAAAACCAGGUGGAGUUUGAAUCAUUAAAGCUUGAGCUGAACCAAAAGAACGAGGAGCAGGAGGAGCUGCGGGCUCAGAUGGAGGAGGCCGCCAGGCUGCGUGAGAUUGCAGAGCGACAGUUGGAUGAGGUCUUGGAGUCCUUGAAAGAGGAGAGGGAGCAGAAAAACUGUCUUCGUCGGGAACUUUCUGCCAUGACCCUGAACCCCUUUGACUCUGUGGGCAACCUGGAGCUCCACUUGGACCAGCUCGAUGACAGCCAGGAGGAGGGUCGGACCAGAGAGGGUGACGUUCAGGGAAAUAACCAGGACAGUGGUGUUAGCAACGCCUCUGAUUCGACUCACCCUGCUCACAUGGGAGGCUCCAAGAGCAAUGGUGUCAUGCAACGUUACUCCACUCCACGGAACAGUGACAUAUUCCUGCGUGCUCCAGCCUCUGGGCUUGUGUCGGACCUCUUGAGUGAGCUCCACUUUUCAGACAGCCAGAAACUUAAGCAGCAACUCCUACAGGCAGAAAGAGAAAAGUCAAGUCUCAUCAGCAAGGUGGAGGAAUUGCAGAUGCAGCUGGUGAUGUCCAAGCAAGCACUGAGUCAGCACGAGGACAAAGUUGGAUCUCUCACCCAACAGCUAGAGGCUGUGCAGAGCACCCAACAGCACAACCAUGAGGCAGACGAGGAGGGGGCCAAAAAUGUGGACGGUACUGAAGUUGCCUUCGACUACGAGGUGGACAUAAAGAGCAAAGAAGUGCUGGAGGCACGUAUGCGCUCAGCCAAUGAAGAGCUUCUGAAGCUACGGGAUGAACUGUUUCAGGCGGACACUCGCUACAACAGCCUGGAGCAACGAUACAAGCAUGAGAAGGACCGUUGGCGAUCAGAGGCCCAGGAACUGGCUGACAAGAUUCGCCAAUGCAUCAAGUCCAGCAGGCAGGACCAGGAGCGGAUCAGUGAACUGGAGGUUGAGAUCGGAGCCACGCGCAAAGUGGCCAGCGAUUCCGAAGGCCAUCUGAGUGUGGCUCAGGAAGAGCUGCUGGCCUUUUCUGAGGAGCUGUCCAACCUCUAUCACCACAUCUGCGUGUGCAACAACUUGACACCUAAACGUGUCACCCUGGACUAUUACCGUGAAAGCGCCAGGGCACACGGUGGAACUGGUGCGAGAAGGCCGCUUCAUAUCUCCACCCCGCCGAACUCUCAGAAGAAGCCACGAGCCAAUGACACGUUCAUUUCCAAAGCUGCGGCUUUACAGUUUAUGGGGGAGGUGGACAGUUCAGGAGCCUCUGUAGACUCUCCUAGUUGCCCCGGAUCUUCUAACCUAGAUUUCAGGGACCCCUCCAAUGUCCGCAACUUGGUAGCAGUCAUCAGAUGCCAGAUCAAACACCUCAGGGUGGCAGUGGAUCUCUGUCGUCAGCGCGGUGCUAUGCCUUACUCGGGGCUAAGUAGCAGUGUGGAGAUGGAGAGGGAUGCUGAAAGCCUGCUGGAGGAAGUACUAAAGCUUAAGUCCCUUCUUAGCACCAAGAGAGAACAGAUUGCUACUCUCAGAACUGUUCUUAAGGCCAACAAACAGACUGCUGAGUUGGCUUUGUCCAAUUUAAAAACCAAGUAUGAGACAGAGAAGAGCAUGGUGUCAGAAACUAUGAUGAAACUACGCAAUGAACUGAAAGCAUUGAAAGAAGAUGCUGCCACAUUCUCUUCACUCCGGGUCAUGUUUGCUAGUCGGUGCGACCAGUACGUCACCCAGCUGGAUGAAAUGCAGAGGCAGCUGGCAGCUGCCGAGGACGAGAAGAAGACACUCAAUUCCUUGCUGCGCAUGGCCAUCCAGCAGAAACUGGCUCUCACUCAGCACUUGGAGGAUCUGGAGGCCCCGCUGUCUCCUCACAGCUUGAACAGCAGCCCUCGCCGUUCCAGAGCCAAGGAACUGGCCACCAAGUCAGGACGAGCGCCACGGAGUCCCAGAAACAGUCCGGCGCGUCUCCCCGCGAGGAGCAGCCCGCGCGCUAGUCCCGUUCUCGGGAGCAGCGUUCCUGCCAUGGCCACGCACCACUUGCGAGCUCUCACACGAAGCCUCCACACAAGCCCCCGCUGAAACACUCCAUUACUCCAAACCCUCUCUUCUCCACAAGGACCCGUCUUCAUGUUGACUCCCUGGUUCCCUCAUCCCCACCUGACUCGAGACAUCCUGUUCAUCCCAGAUGUGCUACUGCAUUCCCCACUCUUCCACAAAGAUGGAUUUUUAAAAAGUAAAAUACAGCUCUCAUCCGACUCGCUUGCAUGCAGCCUGGAGAAGGAUGACGAGAAACAUGUGCUGCUUGUUGUUAUUAUUAUGUGAAGUCAUUGACUGUGUCUUGUCCUACGUGGUUCCAACUUCCAUCUGGUCUUGUUUAUUAAGGCUGUGUGUUGUGAGUUACCAUUGGCAGUAUUUAUUCCAUUAAUCUACUGUGUUUACUGUCCUUCCAUGCAAGACAAAAUCUCUUGAUGAGACUUGUGUCUCUGCAAUCUUGCCUUUAGCUCAUCCUUGUGACCCCCCCCUGCCCACAGUUAAUGUGUUUUACAGAGCAAUGCAGCCUUACUGACACUAUUGUUCUCCUACGAGUUGCUAGCUUGUUAUUUGUCUUGGGGCUCCUUCACUGUACAAGCGUUACAGUCACAUUUUAAAAAUGUGUUUGGUCACGCAGCUGUGGCCUGACCUACACAUCUUUUAACUAGUUGUCAGCAAACACUCAUUCUUGAAUAUAGAGAGCCAUAAGUUAGCCAACUCAGGUAAAAACAACACCAACAGUAUUUGUUAUACAUGAUGAGGAAAAUGUUAGAUGUGCAUCUUACACAGACAGUCUGCUUUUCAGGAGGAAUCUAAAAUGCACUGUUUCUGGUAAAAGCUCGUUUCUCGCAGUCAUGAAGUAUCUCCUCUUUCUUGACUCUCUUCGUACAGCUCAGUUGAGCAAAUGUGCUCUUUUCUCUACUCCUAUUUUGACUGUAUAGUCUCACAUCUGCCUUUUCACCCGCCUCUGAGCAGCCAAGAUGUCGUUUUGUGUGCAUUCAAAGUAGAAGUGAUGUCACAAUCUAGGAUAAGUACCUUCAUUUCCAUCCGCUAUGACUAUGCCAAGCCCUCUUGACAUUUAACAGCUCGACUGGAUAUGUGUUGCAGAUAUCAGAUACUGGAUCUGUAAUUCAUUUUUGCGUAGUCAAAAGGAAGUUUUUUGAUAUGAUAAUUACAUAUACCUGCAACAGAAUUGUAGGUACCUGUAACUACAGUUUCAGAUAUUUACAAUUUGAUUCCGACUAGUCGUGAUUCUAGUUGAAGAAAUGUUGAAUUCAUGUCAAUUCAAGAUAUUUACAUGUCCCUUUUCAGACAUCUUCAAUCAACUUUUAAAUAGUCGAUAUUCAGUUGCAGAUCUCUGUAUGUCGCUAGCAGAUCUCUGCAACUGAAUUGUAGAUCUCUGGAAUGACAAACACAUGAAUGUCAGAUGUGACAUCAUUUGUCAAUAUUAUGUCGCAGAUGUCUGUAUUUCAGUUUUGACUAGGCAAACCUGAACUACAGAUACUGUAUCUUUCUAUCUGUCAUCAAAAUAACGACAUCCGUUAUUUUCUCAUCAUUAUGCUGAACAAGCUGCUGACAGUUCUCAAGCUGGCAAGUUUUGUCCAAAGUUUAGUGCAGCGCAGUAGUACAGCUUGUAUUACUUUUAAAAUGGUAAAUACGUGGAAGAAAACAAAAACAUAAAUGUUACUUUAUUGGCUCAAGCUCAAAGAGCACAAGCCUUGUACCGCACAGAAAGGAUGAUAUAAUGCAGUAAAACUCAAUAGGUAGGCAUACAUUAAAUGAUGAUGAUCAUCACAUUUAUUCACAUGGGAAGGUUUUUUUUUUAAAACGGCUGUUAGAACUAAAAUUUAGUUCAAGGACUUAAAUGUAACGCCUGGCAAUGGUCAGAGAGGCCACCUCCUGUUGAUUUGUUUGAAAACGUGUUUCUGUGCCUUUUGUUUUGAUCUUGUCUGCUGUUUUAGACUACAGUUUGUUCCUUUGUUUUCUUUCAGCGUGUCACUGGAGCUUAUUAAUCUUUUGUGUCCUUUCUUCCUUUUAAACCCAGUGUGAAAUUAAUACCACAUGCUCCACUAGAACAUAAAAUAACUGCUAUGUGACUGGUGAGAUUGGUACAUAUCAAAACUUUCACCAGUGGGAUUGUUUGUUUUUCUUAAACUACUGCACCGCUGCCAUCAUUGCACUAGGGUUGAAUGACUUGGGAAAAUAAUCAAAUUAAGAUUCUGGAAGCUUUUAGGCUGAUAUUAUUGUCCAUAUAGUGGCAAAACAGCAAGCAAGUUCAAGUUCACCACAUUUGUUGUCACAUCAGCACUCAUCUACGCAGGUGGUAAAUGACCUUGCCUGACAUAAGCACAUGAACCCAACAGUCUUUGUUAUUGUUGCACUUGCAGAUUUAGAGUAGCGUCUUUCAAUGUAAUUAUUCAACACCUCUUGUCACCACCCCAAUGCCCACGAUGUCGGAAACGGUGAGCGCUGUCACUGAAUAUAGUGGGAUUGAAUAUUUUCACUUUUCACCACUCAGCAUUGGGCGCAUUGUUGCUGUCAAGGCAAUGACUGAUUAAAUGAAUUAUCUCUAUUUAUAUAUUUUUAAUCUGUUAUGAUCGUGGUUGAUUGCACAAAAUUCAGAACAAAGACAUUGGAAGCAUUUUAGGUCCAAUGUAAAGAUAUUUGUUUCAAGGAGGGACUCAAUUGUAUCAAACUGCUGUCCGUAGUUAAAAGGUGAAAAUAUUUGAUGAGAAUGUUCAUACUUUAGAAGGUUAUAAAUGGAUUACUUCAUCUAUUUCAUUCAAAUGGUGAAAUUACAUUUCGUUUGUGUACAUAUUUUAAAACUGUAUUUAUGUGGUCUGCUUUCUGUAUAAAUUGCUCAAGUACAUGUCAUGCACACACUCCCGGAUACGAUUUAUAGGUAUGCCAGUUCCUUUCAUUCUGCAAACCAGAAUAAACGAAACCAACACUGUAGAAAAA
Messenger RNA from Phycodurus eques (leafy seadragon), 5930 nucleotides. RefSeq lists its product as uncharacterized. Gene Ontology annotation, molecular function: dynactin binding; cytoskeletal adaptor activity; dynein complex binding. Gene Ontology annotation, cellular component: Golgi apparatus; cytosol. The coding region runs from base 333 to 3017 and encodes 894 amino acids. The record is from RefSeq and is a predicted model, not a curated record. Lineage: Eukaryota; Metazoa; Chordata; Actinopteri; Syngnathiformes; Syngnathidae. The transcript has 10 exons. Gene Ontology annotation, biological process: microtubule anchoring at microtubule organizing center; regulation of microtubule cytoskeleton organization; protein localization to organelle.